ACGUGAUGGGCCAAGUUGUUGACGUGAAGGAUAUUGAAACUGUUCAAAUUACAAAUGCUUUCGAGACAUCCAAGCUAAUGAUGAAUCCUGCUUUACCUGAGGUUGCAGAAUUCAUGAAUGCUUUGCCAGAUGAUGGUCUUGCUCUCACCAUUGUUGAGACUCCAAAUGAUGAUAAGAUGGUGAAGAAGAAAGAGUACUGGUCUAACCUGCAACAGAAGACUAUUGAGGAGUUACUAAUUACCUCGGAGAUGGUUGAUACUGAAAAUAUUCCACAAGCUAAUAAAAAUUUGAUACGCAAGACUUUCCAGUUCUGUGUUUGUGUUGAGAAGGAAAAUUUGUAUUACAGUUUGGAGACGUAUAAGGUUGGGAAUGUAUACUCUGGAGAUGAAAUUAUCACAUUUGCAGACUCUUCUUUGGACCAACUGACUCAAGUUGAUAAUUUAUCAACUAUUAUUUCCGCUAAUGAAGUAUUUUUACAUAUUUUUAUUAUU
Molecule: messenger RNA, 491 nt
Organism: Thlaspi arvense
Lineage: Eukaryota; Viridiplantae; Streptophyta; Magnoliopsida; Brassicales; Brassicaceae
Source: the annotation of a GenBank genome assembly